CGCCAUAAAACUCCACCAGAAGACGAAGAGGGCGCUGGAAAGUUACGAAAGCUUUGCAUGUCCUCUUCUGGUGUCUGACAUCGCGUUUGUAGCUGUGCUAACUGUUUAUGUUGGGUUAGCAUUUUUGUUUUUUUACAAAUGGAAAUUAUUUUAUAAAAGUAGUUAAAUUGUAAGAGAAACGUACUUUAUUCGGUGUGGUGUACAUUUUGUUCCGACAUAUAAGGUCUGAUUAUGGAAGUACUUUGACAUUAGCUAACUUAAACUUGUUGUAUCAGAUGAGAACACGUCUUUCUACGGUAAGUGAGUCGUGUCCUCUGGAACCUUCCUCUUCACAAUGACAGAACAGCAAGGAGAGGGAUGGGGAGGCGUUAGUAUCCUUUAGAAGAUUUGGGAAUAGGUUGACCGUAGUGCAUUUGUUACCACUUAUGACCGACAUUUAUACACCAUUUGGAGUUGUAUUAGUUUUUUUUUGUUCAUUUUUACAAUAUUCCUUAUGUCUGUGACUUUUCAGUACAGCUGCAGUGGUUCAGUAAACCCUUAACUCAUAAUGCACCCUGACCUGUCCCCUCACCUGCACACAGAUGAGUGCAAUCAAUUCAUAUCUCUCCUCAGGCAGUGCCACAAAGAGCACAAUUUUUUGAAGUUCUUCGGCACUUGUAAUGAUUUGGACCGUGCAAUGCGUGAGUGCCUAAAAAGAGAGAGACUGGAAAAGCGAGAGCUCAGCAAGAAACACGCGGAGGAAAUGAGAAAAAGGCUGAAAGAAGGACCGAAGGACAGUUUCUGAAGAUGGUUUUACUUUUUUGGGACACUGAACAAAGCAUGAAACUACACGAGUAGCGUUCAUUGCUCUAUUGAAUCUAAAGGGGGUACAAGGCUAUCCCUGCUUGUUAAAGUGUGCUUUACUCGAGCAUUUAAACAUUUGGAAUGAGUGCAUAAUAAUACAAUUAGGUGGGUGUGCAUAAAACACUUUGGAUCGAGGUGGAACACAAACCUAAAGGUUAACGUUACAACCCAUCUGUCUCCACAGAGCUGAAGAUUUUUGCUGCUGUCAUCACUUUUUUCCCCACUACAGCAGUGCCCCUCUGUGAAACUCGUGUAGUUGUAAGAAGUGAUCAUUUCAGCCCAAUUAAUGUCUUGUGUGCAGUGGAUCUCAGGAAUGUCUUUUAACUUUAUUGUUCACGAAAGCAAGGAUUAUGCACCAAUGAAUGUUGAAAGUUUGGUACAUUGGUGAAUCAUAUUGAUUCAGGUUUGAAUAAAGCGAAUUAAUUACAUGAAUUCUUGACUCAUUUAAUAAAAUAUUACAAUGGA
Messenger RNA from Oryzias latipes (Japanese medaka), 1308 nucleotides. The record is from RefSeq and is a predicted model, not a curated record. NCBI's taxonomy places the organism in Eukaryota, Metazoa, Chordata, Actinopteri, Beloniformes, Adrianichthyidae.